CCAGUGGAUGAGCUUUUGAUCUUGAUCCGGGUUGAAAUAAGAAAUUUUCGGAUACAAAAACUCUGCCACUCCAUUUGACAAUGCAAGUGACUGAAGCGUCGAAGCUGGAGCAAAUUUGAGACCAUUGGCUUAGAUUAGAGGAGGAGUUUGUGUUGCAUUAUUCAAGUGGUGAGGAUGUCAUCGUGGGAGCAUCUUGGGGAGAUUGCGAAUUUUGCCCAGCUCGCGGGUUUCGACGCAGUGCGGCUGAUAGGGAUGAUAGUGAAGGCCGCGAAUACAGCGCGAAUGCACAAGAAGAACUGCAGGCAGUUUGCACAGCAUCUCAAAUUGAUUGGGAACUUAUUGGAACAGCUCAAGAUCUCGGAGCUUAAGAGGUAUCCGGAAACACGGGAGCCUUUGGAGCAGCUUGAAGAUGCCUUGAGGAGGUCUUACAUUUUGGUCAAUAGUUGUCAGGAUAGAAGCUAUCUCUACUUGCUUGCCAUGGGUUGGAAUAUCGUUUACCAAUUCAGAAAGGCACAGAAUGAGAUCGACCGGUACUUGCGACUAGUUCCUCUUAUUACUCUUGUCGACAACGCUCGUGUCAGGGAGAGACUGGAAGAUAUUGAGAAGGAUCAAUUCGAGUAUACUUUUGAUGAAGAGGAUAGAAGGGUACAAGAUGUGAUCUUGAAACCAGAACCCUUGAAAGAUCAGACAGUGGUGUUGAAAAAGACUCUUUCUUGUUCCUACCCAAACUUGGGUUUUAAUGAAGCUCUUCAAAAGGAAAAUCAGAAACUUCAGCUUGAACUACAACGGUCACAAGCUAAUUUGGAUGUGAGUCAAUGCGAAGUUAUCCAGCAUUUGAUUGAUGUCACAGAAGCUGCUGCCGUGAAUUCUUUUCCGCAGAAGAGUUCGUCCAUAAAAGUAUCCAAGAAAUUGGAGCCCAAUUAUUCAGAUGUUAGUGACAAAAAUUGUUCAUUUGAUGAAAGCUAUCCUAAGAAAAGUGGUUCUCACUCAGCUUUAAGAAACACAUCCUCAUUUUCUUCAGGAGAUGAUCUGCUGUCACAUAGGGGCUCAUAUCAGCAUGAAGAAUGGCAAAGUGAUUUACUUGGUUGCUGUUCAGAACCUUCCCUGUGUCUGAAGACAUUCUUCUUUCCUUGUGGGACAUUCUCAAAGAUUGCUACUGUGGCAACCAACAGGCACAUGUCUUCAGCAGAAGCGUGUAACGAAUUGAUGGCAUAUUCAUUGAUACUAUCAUGUUGUUGCUAUACUUGCUGCAUCAGGAGAAAGCUUCGCAAAAUGUUGAAUAUCACGGGAGGAUUUGUUGAUGAUUUUCUUUCCCAUUUGAUGUGUUGUUGUUGUGCCCUUGUGCAAGAAUGGCGAGAAUUGGAAAUUCGUGGUGUUUAUGGUCCUGAGAAGACAAAAACAAGCCCACCACCCUCACAGUUCAUGGAAUCCUAGGUAAUGUGAUGAACACAUUGUUUUGUUGUUGGUUGAACAUUUAUACAGUUUGAAAGCUGCGAACAGGGGAGAGGUUAAUGGCUAAUUGCCACUGUUAUAUGAAACUUGUACGGGACUGCUUUUAUCCCAUUGACGACCCUUACACUUGUGCUGGUCAGCCAUGUGGUAAAGUUGUUUUUUCAUCACUUCCAUAGACAACAGAUGAUGUAUUAUAAGCUAAAUUUUACUUAAUAUAGCGUUGUUUGAGUUAA
Molecule: messenger RNA, 1685 nt
Organism: Manihot esculenta (cassava)
Lineage: Eukaryota; Viridiplantae; Streptophyta; Magnoliopsida; Malpighiales; Euphorbiaceae
Product: protein MID1-COMPLEMENTING ACTIVITY 1
Exons: 9
Coding region: 175-1434 (419 amino acids)
Biological process (GO): cell surface receptor signaling pathway
Source: RefSeq, a predicted model, not a curated record